AAAAGGGACUGGUCCCAGGAGCCAUAAUGCGCCUCGUCUCUUCUUCUUCCUCCAUCCCAUCCGCCUCCUCCUCGUCUCUAUCUAGCCGCAGCAGGGUCUCCUACGCAGCCAAAAAACCCUCUUCCUCAUCCUCCCACCUCCCCACUCUCCUCUUUCCCCCUACACACCACCCACUCGACCGCAUCAUGAGUGCAAUCGGCGAGAAAACUGCCGUCGGCUAUACCACGGAGAAGAUGGAGAGCAUCGACUCCGAACAAGGCUACAGCCAUGCAUCAGAACAGCUCGACCCCGCUGCCGUGGGCAGACUCCGGAGAAAGAUCGAUACCCAUCUUAUCCCUCUCAUCUCCGUCCUCUAUCUCUGCUCUUUCCUGGAUCGAGUCAACAUCGGAAAUGCAAAGGUCGCUGGUUUGGCCACGGACAUUGCGCUGACUGCAAGCGAAUACAACUGGGCCCUAUCCAUUUUCUUCAUUGGAUAUGUCAUUUUUGAAAUCCCUUCCAACAUCCUGCUCAAGUUGAUGGGACCCAGGAAGUGGAUUACUAUCGUUAUGAUUGCCUGGGGCGCUAUCAUGAUUGCUAUGGCCGCCGUCCACAAUGCCGCUGGAUUGCUUGCUGCCCGUUUCUUCCUUGGAUUGACUGAAUCUGGACUGUUCCCCGGCUCUGUGUAUCUCAUCUCACUAUGGUACACUCGUUCUGAGCAGGCCCUGCGCAACGGAUUGUUCUUCAGUACCGCAACCAUGGCUGGUGCUUUUGGAGGUGUCUUGGCCUACGGAAUUGCGCAGAUGGAGGGUGUUAGAGGUCUUCAUGGAUGGCAAUGGAUCUUCAUCUUGGAGGGUCUGCCCACCGUGCUGUUGACGAUCGUUGUGUUCUUCUUCUUGCCCGACUUCCCCGGAACGGCUCGCUUCUUGAGCACAGAGGAGAAGGACUUGGCUGUGAGGCGCUUGGUCAUCGAUGCUGGUCCAGCUACUCAGACAGAGUUCUCAUGGAAGCAGUUCCGCAGCGUUUUCACCGACUGGAAGGUCUAUAUGCACAUGAUCACCUAUAUCCUCAAUGCCACGCCACUCUAUUCGCUUUCGCUAUUCUUGCCUUCCAUCGUCCAGGGCUUCCACUUCAAUCCUCUGACAACACAGGCCAUGACAGCGCCCGCCUAUGUGAUCGCCUGUCUUUUCACCAUUGCCUGCGCUUUCUCCUCUGAUCGCUUCCGCGAACGUGGCUACCACUAUGCCAUCCCUACUUUCGUCGGCUGCUUGGGCUACAUUCUCCUGAUUGUCACCAAGGACUCGCACACUGUGAGCCGUUAUGUCAGUUUGACGAUCACUGCGAGCGGUGUAUUCUCUUCGGUGCCUCCUAUGCUCUCAUGGUUCACGACCAAUAUUGGAGGCCAUACCAAGCGUGGAGUUGCAACUGCUGCCAUUAUCUCCUUUGGAAAUAUUGGAGGAGCGAUCGGCGGACAGAUCUACAGAGCAUCGGAUGUAGCAGACGGAUAUGUUCGUGGUCACACCAUCUGCGCCUGCAUGAUGGGUAUCUCUGGUCUCUUGAUCCUGGUGAUGAAGUUCUUGUUGGCCAGAGAGAACAAGCGCAGGGCCAACUUGACCCCUGAGGAGUUUGCUCGGGAGGCCGAGGGCGAGGACCUGUGCGAUUACCACCCUGCCUUUGUCUACUACACGUAGAUGUUCAACGGCGCUUAACAUUACUCUGUAAAUAUAAUAAACCGACGCUGGCACAAUGAACA
Messenger RNA from Gamsiella multidivaricata, 1729 nucleotides. Its product is annotated as major facilitator superfamily domain-containing protein. Gene Ontology annotation, cellular component: membrane. The coding region runs from base 27 to 1667 and encodes 546 amino acids. The transcript is spliced from 5 exons. Gene Ontology annotation, molecular function: transmembrane transporter activity. The record is from RefSeq and is a predicted model, not a curated record. Gene Ontology annotation, biological process: transmembrane transport. Lineage: Eukaryota; Fungi; Mortierellomycota; Mortierellomycetes; Mortierellales; Mortierellaceae.